AUGUCGGCAAAACGGGGAAAAAAAGGAAAACCCCAACUUUAUAGCCAUAUUGCUUCAGCUAUAAUACCAAUAACAAGUAUUGUUGCGGUUCCAUCAGUUUCUCAACAUUUUCCACAACAAAAGACACGCGCCAACGAAGAAUGGGGUCCAGUAGCAUCUACUCUUCUACGUGCUUCUCUUACCAGUCAAAUACUCAUUCCAUCAUCAUCAUCAUCAAAGACGUCUUUAAAUCAAUAUGUUGAAGAUGAUAGUCAACGAAGUAGAAUACGAACACCUAUUGGACGUAUGGAUGCAAGUACAGAUGAUGAUGAAGAAGAAAGCGAUGAAGAAAAAGAUGAACAUAAAUAUCAAGAAUCACUUCGUGCAUCUACUGUUAAAAAACCAACAUCAACAAUAGCUGAUGAUGAUCUUAGUUCAAAAGUUCAUUCAGAUCGAAAACAAACAGCUAAUGCUGAAGUAUCAAAAUCAUCAACAGCAACGUCUACAGAUGACAAAAAUUUAAAACGAGCAACAGUUACUAUUAUACGACAACAUGUACCUCCAUUAGUUCUAAAUCCUUCACCCAGUCAAUUAGGUCCAACAUCAGCAAAACCUAGCAGUCAAAGAGAUGGUAUUGGUGAAGAUGCUAAAUCAAUUACAACAACGACAGCACGUUCAUCUCUUAAUGAUGCAACAACAAUGCCAGUUAGUGCUCGAUCUGUUUCAUUUAAAGAACCUGUUGUUCAUGAAACAUAUGAUCCACCAUCAUCAACAUCACAGAAAACAAAUACUGUUCUAGUUAAUAAUAAUUAUUCUGUAUUGGAUAAAAUUGUUAUUCCACCACCAGAACAAUAUCAACAAAAUGUUAAUGAUCUUGAAAAACGUAAUCAAUUAUUAACUGAUGAAGUUCAACAAUUAAGAAUGAUUAAUGGAAAUCUACAAACUCAACAAGAAGAAUUACUUAAUCGUUUACAAACAUCACAAAAAUUAUCACAACGAGAAUUAAGCGAUCUUUUAAAACAAGCUGGACAUGAUCAAGGUCAAUCAAGUACACAAGAACUGAAAAAAGAAAAUCAUUUUCUUAAGGAUUUUAUUCAUCGUUUAAAUGUUGCCUCUAGUGAAUAUCAAAUAAUGCAUCCACCAGAUGUAUUGAAGAAAGAUAUGAAUAAAGAACAACGAAAUCUAAAAGCUUUACCAAUGAAAGGACCAUCACCAAUAUGGCUCCUUAAUCAAAAAUUUCUUGCUCCAUUAUUUGUUUGCUAUGAUGAAAAAUUACAUGAAAGAGAAGAAUUUAUUAGAAAACUUCAGACUCAACUUAAUGAAUUAAAUAAUGAAGUUAAAUUAAUAACUAAUGAAAAUUUAUCAUUACAUGAACGAAUUUCUCGUACAUCAGUAUCAAUACCAAUAAAUCAAAGUUCUACACAUGCAAUCGAUAUCGAAAAUAUUAAACGACAAGCUUAUCUUGUCUUAGAAGAAAAUAAAGUUCUUCAAGAACAACUUAAUUUACAAACAAAUAAAUUAACUGACGUACAAAAAGUACAAAUUCAAGAAGUAUCGAAUUUAACACGACGUUUAAUGGUUAUUGAAAGUGAAAAAACAGAAGUAGAUCGAUUACUUGAAACAAUGAGAAUAAAAAAUGAAGAUUUAAGAAAACAAUAUGAACAAUUAAUUAUAGAUAAUGAUCAUCGAAUGCAUGUUGAAGAUCAUGUUAGAGAAAUCAAUGAAAUGAAACGAUUAAUAGAUGAAUUAAUUAAAAAACAUGCAAGUGAAAUGCAACUACUUCUUCGCCGAGUACAGGAUGCUGAAACUGUUAAACGAGUAGCUCAAUUAACAUUAACCGAAAGUCGUAAUGAUAAUGAACGUUUAAAAAAUGAUAUAAAUACAAUAAAAAAAUCAAAUCGAAAAUUAGAAAUACGAGUAAAGACAUUUGAAAAAAAACUUGAAUUACAACAAUUAAAAGAACAACGAACAACAACAAUGCUUGAUAAAGCUAAUGAAGAAGUUGAAAAAUGUAAAUUAGAACAAGAAACAUAUUCAAUAUUGGCUAAAACAAAAGAAGAAGAAAUGAAUCAAACAAAAAUACAAAUGCAAGAAGAAAUUAAAAAAAUAACCAAACUUGAAAAUCAUCUCGAAAAUUGUAAAAGUAAAAGUAAAGAACAUGUUAGUGAAGUACAAGAACAAAUGAAAAAACAAUAUGAUAAUUUAAAAUUACGUUGUUCGGAACGUGAAGAGCGUAUUCAACAACUUCUGACUUUAUUAAAUGAAAAACAAGUGACUAUCGAUGACUUAAAUGCAGAAAGACGCAAUCUUGAAAUCGAUCUUGAGACUAUCUGGCAGACAACAAAUGCUGAUAAUAUGCGCAUGCGACAACAAUUACUUGACAUGCAUGCAAUGAAUUAA
This is a messenger RNA of Rotaria sp. Silwood2, 2379 nucleotides long. The record is from the annotation of a GenBank genome assembly. Lineage: Eukaryota; Metazoa; Rotifera; Eurotatoria; Philodinida; Philodinidae.